AUUCUCUCUCUUUCUCUCUCCUCCCCCCCGCCUCGCUCCCCUCAGAUCCCGAUCUCCCUCCUCGAUCCCGUCCAUGGCGUCGCCGUCGCGGCCGCCGCCGCCCUUCGCGCCGCAAAACCCUACCCCUGCCCCCAACCCGGCCGCUUCCUCCCUCCCGGCGUCCUUCUCAAACCUCCACGUCUCCCGCGCGCCCCCGCCCUUCGCGCCGCCCGGGGGGAAUGGCCCCGUGCCCUCGUCGAUCCGCGCGCCGCAGGCACCGCCCCCCGGUGCGAGACCGUUCCCCGGGAGCCCGCCUCCCCCGUCGCAGCCGCCGCCGCCGUUCGCGCGGCCCGCGGCGCCGGUGCAGCAGCAACCUCCUCCCUUCGGUGGCCCGCCCGGAGUGAUGCCUUCGCAGCCGCUGCAGCAGCAGCAGCAGCAGCAGCGGCCUGCCUUCGGUGGUCCGCCGUCCGGUGCCCCGCCUGCGCAGGCGCAGCGGACGCCCUUCGGAGGGCCGCCCUCGGCGAUGUCGCAGGGUCCGCUGCCAUUCGGUGGCCCGCCCGCGGCGGUGGCGUCGCAGCCUCCUCCUUUCGGUGGACCGCCUGUGGCGGCGGCGCAGCCUCCCCCAUUUGGCAGGCCUCCGUCUGCAGCAGCAGCAGGUCAAUCGGCUCCGCUGGGUGGGGCUCUGUUUGCAGCGGCACAGCCACCUCCAUUCGGCGGGCCACCUGGGGCAGCGCCGCAGCCGGCGCCCACUGGUGGGUUGAGGACGCCGUAUGGAGGGCCACCGGCGCCAUCGCAGCAGGUUCCGUUUGGUGGAGCACCACAGUGGCCAGGAACACAGCCUCCGCCUUUUGGGGCUCAGGCUGCGCCGUCGUCCCAGCCACCUCCGUUCAUGGGGGUGCCAGGGAAUGCUCCGCCAUUCAGGCCUCCGGGUUGGCAAGGGCAAGCACGACCAGGAGCUAUGUCUGCUGGUAUGCAGCUAAUGCCUGGCGGCAUGCUGCCCAAUGCUCUAGGACAAGGGAUGCCGUCCACACCCUCAAUGCCAUAUUCUCCACAUGCUGGAGCCCAGGUCUCUACCCCAUCCAAAAUUGAUCCUAAUCAAAUACCACGUCCAAUGCCUGAGACGUCAGUUGUCAUUUUUGAGACCCGGCAAGGUGGCCAAGCAGCUGUUCCACCGGCUGCGUCCAGUGAAUUUAUUGUCAAGGAUACAGGUAACUGCAAUCCACGUUUGAUGCGGUGCACCUUAAAUCAGAUACCAUGUACAGGAGAUAUCUUGACAACAUCAGCAAUGCCAUUGGCCUUGAUGGUGCAACCUUUUGCACUUCCUCAUCCUUCCGAGGAGCCUAUCCAGCUUGUGGACUUCGGAGGGAUGGGACCUAUUAGGUGUUCACGCUGCAAAGCAUACAUAAAUCCUUUCAUGCGAUUCAUUGAUCAAGGGAAGCAUUUUGUCUGUAACUUAUGUGGGUUUAGCAAUGAUACUCCAAGGGAGUACUUGUGCAACUUAGGUCCUGAUGGUAGGCGACGCGAUGCUGAUGACAGGCCUGAAUUAUGUAGGGGAACAGUUGAAUUCAUUGCCUCCAAGGAAUUUCUGGUUCGUGAUCCAAUGCCAGCUGUGUAUUUUUUCCUCAUUGAUGUCUCCAUGAAUGCCAUACAGACUGGUGCAACAGCUGCAGCUUGCAGUGCAAUUUCCCAGGCUCUUUCGGACCUUCCUGAAGGUCCUCGAACAAUGGUUGGGAUUGCCACAUUUGAUUCCGCUAUUCAUUUCUACAGUCUUAAACGUGAUCAGCAACAGCCUUUGAUGCUUAUUGUUCCAGACAUCCAAGAUGUGUACACUCCACUUCAGACUGACCUGAUUCUCCUGAUUUCUGAGUGCCGUGAGAAUUUGGAGCAAUUACUGGAGAGCAUCCCUAACAUGUUCGAGAACAAUAGGGUCGCUGAUUCAGCAUUUGGGGCAGCUAUGAAGGCCAGUUUCCUUGCUAUGAAGUCUACUGGUGGAAAACUACUCGUGUUCCAGUCAGUACUACCAUCAGUUGGAAUUGGUUCAUUAUCUGCCAGGGAAGCUGAAGGUAGAUCAAAUAUUUCCACUGGAGAUAAGGAAGCACAUAAGCUCCUGCAGCCUGUUGAUAAGACUCUGAAGACGAUGGCACUAGAAUUUGCAGAGUAUCAAGUUUGUGUGGAUGUGUUCCUUACUACACAAUCAUAUGUAGAUAUUUCUUCUAUAUCAGUUGUUCCUAGUACCACUGGUGGCCGGGUGUACCAUUAUUAUCCAUUUUCUGCCCUUUCUGAUCCAGCCAAGCUGUUCAAUGAUCUCAGAUGGAAUAUCAGUAGACCCCAGGGAUUUGAGGCUGUCAUGCGUGUGAGGUGCAGUCAAGGACUUCAAGUUCAAGACUAUUCUGGCAACUUCUGCCGGCGUGUUCCUACUGAUAUUGAUCUCCCUGCGAUUGACUCGGACAAAACCAUAAUGGUCACCUUUAAGCAUGAUGACAAAUUGCAGGAGAAUUCAGAAUGUGCUUUCCAGUGUGCACUUCUUUACACGACGGUAUAUGGACAAAGAAGGAUACGGGUCAUAAACCUCUCACUUUCAUGCACAAAUGUGCUCAGCAACCUUUUCCGAUAUGCUGAUCUGGAAACACAGUUUACCUAUGUUGUGAAGCAAGCCGCAAAUGCCAUUCCAUCAACACCUCUAUCCCAAGUUAGGGACCAAGUGACGAGCACAUGCAUCAAUAUACUCCAGUCUUACCGAAAACAUUGUGCAUCUGUAAGUUCUUCGGGACAAUUGAUUCUUCCUGAGGCUCUAAAGCUCCUGCCUUUGUAUACGCUAGCAUUAAUUAAAAGUGUUGGAUUGAGGACUGAUGGGAGAUUGGAUGAUCGGUCCUAUUGGGUGUCAACUGUCUCUUCAAUUUCUGUGUUACUAGCCAUUCCAUUGGUGUUCCCUAGGAUGAUUGCCCUCCAUGAUCUUGCGUCAAGGAGUGAUGAUGAUUCCCUUAUACCAAACCCCCUUACACUCAAUAGUGAGAAUACGCUUGAUUUUGGAAUUUAUUUGUUGGAAAAUGGUGAGGAUGGUUUUGUUUAUGUCGGAAAUGCAGUAAACCCUGCCACCCUUGAGCAAAUAUUUGGUGUUUCAUCUUUGGCUGGAGUACCAAAUCAGUUGGUAUUGGAGCAAUAUGAUAACGAACUUUCCAGGAAAGUAAAUGAAGUGGUGAAUGAAAUAAGGCGACAGAGAUGCUCCUAUUUGAGAUUGAGACUAUGCAAACAUGGGGACCCAUCUGGAGAUUUCUUCCGCUCACUAUUGGUCGAAGACAAGGCACCUGGUGGCCUUUCUUAUGUAGAGUUCCUUGUACAUGUUCAUAGGCAAAUCCAAAGCAAGAUGACCUGAGGUGGGACCCCAUCUCGUUGUUGUAAUAUUUUGGUAUAGUAGGAACCCCAGAAGAAAUUGAUCUCGGAUGAUGAUACACCAAAAGGAAUGGAGCAGGUACUCUCCAAAGCGCUAAUUGAAAUGGCCCUUGGAGACUUGUUGCAGAUUUUCCAGGAUUUCGCAAUAUUUUGAAGCAUCGAUUUUGGCCUCGGUGAUAUAUGUUUGUGCAUAGAGAUGAGCCAGGUGGAGUUAUUGGUCUUAGAUUGUGGAACUAUUUAUUUGUCUUUUGAACAGCUGCUGUAUUAUGUUGAAAGGAAGCAAAGAGAUGAGUUGACCAAUAAUAUUGUAUGGCUAGUACUUGUCAUAUGUCAUAUGCAUGUACUGAUGUACCAAUUGCAUGUAAAGUUCACAAUUCAUAAUAGUGGGGAGAGCAUGUUCGAGUUCGACUACCCCUUUCACUGGAAACAGUGGUGAGGCCGUGAGGGUAACCUUCCAUAACCCUUCUGAAAUAUGUUAUAAAAGGUUGAAUUUC
Messenger RNA from Oryza sativa Japonica Group (Japanese rice), 3863 nucleotides. Its product is annotated as protein transport protein SEC24 B. NCBI's taxonomy places the organism in Eukaryota, Viridiplantae, Streptophyta, Magnoliopsida, Poales, Poaceae. Gene Ontology annotation, biological process: endoplasmic reticulum to Golgi vesicle-mediated transport; COPII-coated vesicle cargo loading; intracellular protein transport. Gene Ontology annotation, molecular function: SNARE binding; zinc ion binding. The record is from RefSeq and is a predicted model, not a curated record. Gene Ontology annotation, cellular component: endoplasmic reticulum exit site; COPII vesicle coat.